This is a messenger RNA of Sinocyclocheilus grahami, 435 nucleotides long. RefSeq names its product peptide YYb (gene pyyb). Gene Ontology annotation, biological process: neuropeptide signaling pathway; feeding behavior. The transcript has 4 exons. Gene Ontology annotation, cellular component: extracellular region. Lineage: Eukaryota; Metazoa; Chordata; Actinopteri; Cypriniformes; Cyprinidae. The record is from RefSeq and is a predicted model, not a curated record. The coding region runs from base 50 to 337 and encodes 95 amino acids. Gene Ontology annotation, molecular function: neuropeptide Y receptor binding; neuropeptide hormone activity.
CCAACGUCAGAUCUACACAAUCCUUCUGGGCCUGAACAUCUACUGCAGAAUGGCGAGUGCACUGAGAUCCUGGACCGUGCCGCUGGCUCUUGUGCUGUGUGUCAUUGUGUGUCUCAGCAGCCUGGCUGAAGCUUACCCGCCCAAACCAGAACCUCCAGCGGGAGAUGUGGGUCCAGAGGACAUGGCCAAGUACCACACGGCUCUAAGACACUACAUCAACCUCAUCACACGACAGAGAUAUGGGAAGCGAUCCACCCCUGAGGACGCUGUGGCUGAACUGCUGUUCGGUGAAGAUGAACAGGACGUCAGGCCCCGUGUGGAAGACUUGUUAUGGUGAUGUGACUCCUCUCUCCUUCUCUGUGGCUGGUGCAGCGGCUUUCUUCAUCCAUCCAUCUCUAUGAUAAUAAAUGAGUUUACUGAACAGCAGAAACCAGC